Messenger RNA from Morone saxatilis (striped sea-bass), 1857 nucleotides. Its product is annotated as synapse differentiation-inducing gene protein 1-like. Gene Ontology annotation, cellular component: intracellular membrane-bounded organelle; membrane. The transcript has 4 exons. Lineage: Eukaryota; Metazoa; Chordata; Actinopteri; Moronidae. The coding region runs from base 458 to 1180 and encodes 240 amino acids. The record is from RefSeq and is a predicted model, not a curated record.
UGGUAGGAAGACGCCCAGGCAAGACAAGUUGAGUUUGUAAAUGUCAAACCCGUGGUCGCUGGUGGAGUUUACAGCGCGCUUCACACAGCCAAUCAGUUCCUGCCGGAGUCGCUCUGGAGCCAGAGCACAGUCUGAGGAUACUGUGCGUAAAAUCUACCUGUCAGACGCAGCAGCGGUGCCAUGGUGGCGGGCAGAGCUCAGCGAGCAAAGUCCGUUCUUACACACGCGGAAUAACUUCCCUUUUCAACGGAUGCUGUAUGUUGCGCUACGUUGGAGGGUUUCCCUCAAAACUGAUCGUGUGAAGUAGAAAGGUGGCUCCGUCCGUCUCCAUCGACUCAGUUGCGCCGAGGAACGAUGCUGAACAAAGCUGCGGAAGGAUUUUCCACUACAGCUGCCACAUUGCCAAAUCUUUUCUGGACUACAUCCUCUGAUCCAUAAGACGUUUUAACCUGCCAUCAUGGAGAGCCUGAGUGACCUCCAGAAUCCCCUGCUAGACAAGACCAGCCGACACGUGGUGCACAAUGAUUACCAGGGUUACCAGUGUGACUACCCGAGCCAGCCUUACCAGGACAGCCUCAUUGGCUACUACUACACUGAGACGAAUGGCAAGCAUAAGACCCAGCAGUUCCUGGAUGCCACAUCCCUGCAUCUAGCGGUGGAGGCCUUCUACAGGCCCAACUUUAUCCUGUACAAGGACGACGUGAGUCUUCACAGCAAAGACUCCAAGAGCGAGAGCUUUGAGACUACUUUCACAGAGAGUAAGGACACUGUGUUGGACGGAGUCUCCACAGAAAACCCUCUGGACAGCAUACAAGGGGAGAAGGAUGUGAAGAUCCAGACGGUGUCAUACGAGGUGGAGGAGGAACAGGGUCCUGAGUAUGAGAGUGACAGCUCCAGCGAUAGUGAGAGUGAGGACAACUUCAUCGUGCUGCCCCCUCGGGACUACCUGGGCCUAGCCAUCUUCUCCAUGCUCUGCUGCUUCUGGCCCUUGGGCAUCGUUGCCUUUUACUACUCUCACAAGACUGGCAAGGCCAUCGCUAAGGGAGACUUCUCCAGAGCAGGAAUGAGCUCCAGAAGAGCCCUAUUCCUGGCUGCUCUUUCCAUUACCAUUGGAACAGGGAUGUAUGUGGGGGUGGUUGUGGCCCUCAUAGCCUACCUGUCCAAGCCCGGACACGUAUAGCACUGGGACCGGUUUGCGUGGCAGGAGAUAGAGAGAAAGAGGAGGCAAGUUGGGAGAAAGGGAAGAGACCAAGCCAGACAGAUCUGUUCACCUCUCCUGAAGGUGUGGGCCUGUGUUGUUGCAGGGCUGUCUGUGAAAAGAAGAACCUAUGUGAAGAGAAAAGACUUAACAAAGAUGUGUGGAUGGAGUGUGACUUUGGCUGCAUAUUGAUUCGGACUGAAUCUUUACUUCUGGGAUGCAAAACUCCCACCGAGGUAUUCCACCACCACUACACGAAGAAGAGAGGACAGCGCUGAGAGAGAUGACUACUCUUCAAUAAGGCCGUGCUGUACUUAUAUGUUAGACAAAAACUGAGCUCAUAGCAGUAAAGAACUACCUACCUUUUACCGCAUUAGUCGUUUACAGCAGUUUUAUUUUUCCUUUAUAGUAGAUGUAUUCUCUGUCAAUACUAUUUCAGAUUGUGUAUUGUCCACUUUGUAAUUUCUUGGAAAAACAGUCAGCCAGUGGGUUUUUAUGUGAUUGUUUAUUCAAGGAAUAUACCGGAAAUUGAUACAGUCGGAAAGCAGAGAGAAGUGGACCCUUGAGAAAAACAAAGGUAAAUUGUUGCAUUGUACACAAAGUUGCUGAAGAGCGUUCAGGAAGGUUAUUUGUGUUUAUUGUGUACUGUAAAAUUAGUC